GUAGUAGCUACUAAUACAAAUAAAUAUACAAGUAUAUGCAUGUACAUAUAUCGCGUAUACGAAGCGUGAACUCGCAAAAUAAUAAAACGUUAACAAUUACAGUGAAACUAACGAAAAUUUGUCACAACAAAUUUGUACGAUGCUGUAGUUGAUUUGCAUAUAUAAAUUAAAGGAUGUCAGCGUGGUGCAAAAGGAUUAUUGGAUAACAACAUUGGAUAUGAACAUGGACUUUGAAUUUCCGGAUUUGUCUCGCCCAGAUUUUAUGGAUGGCAUUGACAAUGAGGCGCUCGAUCUUUUUAUGCAGGCCGCCGGCGUAGGUCUGGAUGAUCCAACGACAACGCACAGCAGCAACCACAAUCACAGUCACAACGAUGCGCUGGAGCACACAGCAGUGGGCGUGGGCGUGGGCGUGCCCAUGGGCGUUUCAAAGCUGGAGUCACCGCAUACACCGCCCAUGAAUGUGCUGGAUGCACAGCUAACGGGACGCGUGAGUGCAAUGGCCAUGCCGCUGUCACAUUUGCCGGAGAGUCCGCCAGAUUCGGGCUCAGAGCCCGCCUACAGUCCGCUGGGCGAAUCGCAUGUGGUGGGCGUGCCGCUGGCCAGCCGUGAAAUGAUCUACACGGGCUUGGUUAACAUGCAACAGCAACAGCAGCAACAUUUGCCGUCAGAGCUGCAAUUCACAGCGCCAGCACAAGUACAGGGACAACAUCAGCAGCAGCAGCAGCAACAGCAACAUCAACAUCAUCUACAGCAGCAUCAGUUUGUCGCCCCAACGCAGGAUGUGCGUGUCAAGCACGAAGGUUUGAUUAUGAACGCCAGCAACUUGCUCUGUGAGCAACAGUUGCUGCCACAACAGCAGCAACUGCAACAGGAGCUGCAGUAUCAACACUACGAUACGGGCUUGUACACAAGUGGCAGCUAUCAGAGUCUCAACGCCAUUGGCAACUGCAUGCUGACCUCCAGCUUGGGCUUGGGCGAUCGUGUGCAAGUCAUUGGCACCAGUCAGCUGUCGCUGAAUCGCAGCUCCACGCCCUCCACGCCGGUGCAUUCGCUGUCGCGCAAACGCAAGUUGUCCACACAGCUGGACUGUCCGGAUUUUGCGCCCAAACAUGCGGAUGCGGGUUUGCUGAUGAGUCCGCUGCGCAGCUCACAACACUCGCUGGCCCAAGUGCAUGCGCAGCCGCCGCCACCGCUCGAACUGGAGCCAGUCAAGACACCCGCGCAUUCCACACACUGCUCCGCCUCCGUAUCGCCCGCGCUGUCCGGCAUCAACUCGCAGGCGGACAACAGCUUGGAUGGCCAAACCAAUGGCAGUCAAACCAAUGCGGGCUCCGGCAGUGAAGCUGGUGAUCCAGCCCUAACGCAAUGCAUACGCUUCAAUCCAUUUCAAAUGGAGAACUGGCACAAGCUCUGCGACCAGAGUCUGCAGGAGCUUAACGUCAUUUAUUAUCGCGUCGAUGCGGACAAGGGUUUCAAUUUCAGCGUCUCGGAUGAUGCGUAUGUCUGCCAGAAGAAGAAUCACUUUCAGGUCACGUGCCAUGCGCGUCUGCAGGGCGAUGCGAAGUUCGUGAAGACACCGUCCGGGCUGGAGAAGAUCAAAUCCUUCCAUUUGCAUUUCUAUGGCGUUAAGUUCGAGGCGCCCAAUCAGACCAUACGCGUUGAGCAGUCCCAAUCCGAUCGCUCCAAGAAGCCAUUCUAUCCCGUACCUAUCGAUCUCCAGAGCCAUAUUGUUAGCAAGAUUACAGUGGGUCGCUUGCAUUUCUCGGAGACGACCAACAACAAUAUGCGCAAAAAGGGUCGCCCCAAUCCCGAGCAGCGUUUCUUUCAGCUUAUAGUGGGUUUGCAUGUGCACACCGCCUCCGGCCAUUUUCCAGUUGUUAGCCACGGCAGCGAACGCAUCAUAGUGCGCGCCUCCAAUCCGGGACAAUUCGAAUCCGAUGUGGAUCUUUGCUGGCAGCGCGGCAUGACGCACGAUUCCAUUUGUCAUACUGGACGCGUGGGCAUCAAUACAGAUCGACCCGAUGAGAGUUUGGUAGUGCAUGGCAAUCUGAAGGUAUCCGGCCACAUAGUGCAGCCCAGCGACAGUCGCGCCAAGCAGGAAAUUGCCGAACUGGACACCUCAGAUCAGCUGCGCAACAUGUGCAAAAUACGCAUCGUGCGCUAUCGCUAUGAGCCGGAGUUUGCAGUGCAUUCCGGACUGCGCAGAGAGAGCGAUACGCGUGAGAUUGUGGACACCGGAGUUAUAGCCCAGGAGGUGCGCGAGGUUAUACCAGAUGCAGUGCAAGAGGCUGGCAGCGUCGUCCUGCCCAAUGGCAAUGUCAUAGAGAAUUUUCUGCUCGUCAACAAGGAUCGCAUAUUGAUGGAGAACAUAGGCGCAGUGAAGGAGCUUUGCAAAAUGACCGGCUCGCUGGAGACGCGCAUUGAGCAUCUGGAGCGUGCCAACAAUAAUCUGCAUAGUCAACAGCUGCGCGCCAAGGAUUUGCUGGAGCCACGCUGCCUGCUGCCGCCGUCGACAGCGUCGCUGCGUUUGCCGCACACAGCGCAGCGCAGCGAUGGCUACGAGAUCUGCUCCAGUCGUCUGCUGCAGAUACUCAUCUUUCUGCUCAUCAUAGUUAUGGCUGCCUGCUUGGCUGCUGUUAGCACUUUGUACUUUGUGGAGCACAACAAGCAGCAACAGCAUCUGGAGGCUCAUCCGCACUUUCGAACUGAAAGCCGCGCCAGCGCUGUGGAUGAGCUGCAGUUCAAUUUGCAUAAUCUAUUUCGCAAUCGCACGCAUCUGUUGCUGCCGAGCGUUUAUUAUGCCAGCAGCACUACACGUCCGCCGGCUUGGCGUGCUGAGGAGGAGCUACCAUUGUCAGCGCCGCCGGAGGAGGAGCAGCAGCAGGAGCUGAGCGCUGUCAUGAGCAAUCCGCUGCUGCAGCUGCCGCUGCCCAAGCUACACAGUCGCAUUACCACCACAGCACCACGCACCAGCAACAACAACAACAAGACGCUAAGCAGCAAAACCAACAAGUCCAAAUGGCCGCUGCCGCAGGAAGUGCUGCGUCAGGUUAGCAGCAAUGUAGGCGUGGCACAAAAGCUGCGCAACAAAAACUUGACGCACCACAAUCAUAACUACAAUGGCUCCUCCAGCUCAGCAGUAGCCGCCAGCUCUUCGGAGCCGCCAGCUGGUCUGCACUUGUCGCAAGAUUUUGAAAACAAUUCCAUUGACAUUGACGCGCAGCUGCGUGAGCGCGAGCAACUGCAGCCACCACGCAAGCUAGAUGAGCAUAUCGUUGUCGUCGGCACCAUUGCCAGCACUGUGGUGGAAAGCUCGCCGCCUGUCGCUGGUCAAGCCAUACGCAAGCUCAAUGCUGGCGAUGCUGCCAUCUAUAAUGUCUACAAAACUGUUUCACCGCCCACAGCCAAUCUCGCCUUGACCACCAACAAAGUGAGCACAGAGCAAUCUCGUGCUGUGCCCAGCGUCUCCUUAGACCUGCCAGCGCCUGUUACAGUGCGUAAUAGCAGCGGCGCCAGCAAGGAUAAUGCUGAUGCGCUGGAUUUGCAGAAUUUAAGCAACACCAAUGAGUCCGAGUCGGUGGAUAAUCCCAUAACAGCGCUCUUUGGCUUUGAGUAUGCGGGUUUGCGUGACUCCAGCGUAGGCAGACGUUCGGCCAAUCAGCGUAGUCUGGAAUGGAUUAAGCACAAAAGUUUGCGCACGCCGCUGUUUGGACAUGCGCCGGAAUGCACUGGCGCUGAGUCCACCAAUGACAAUUGUCAAUCUGCCUGCUAUGAGGAGCUGCCUGCAGCGCCUGCUGCUGCAGACAAUCUGGAUGCCAAUGUGCAGCAGCCGCAUGCUGAGGAGCAGCUGCAGUCCGCCGAGCAGGAGCAGGAUGUAGACAUGCCCGUUUUGCAGUCCCAAACGCAUAACAACGAUAGUGCCCAUUUAGCUGUGCCUGCAGCUGCGCCUGCGCCACGUGUUUAUCACGGCAAGAGCUCACAUAAUACAGCUGCCAAGUCCAAGCAAUACUCCACCGAAGUGGAGCAAGAUGCGCCUGUGGGCAAAGCGGAUACAAGCACAGCUGUGCCGCUGCCGCUGCCAUUGGACUGUUGGAGCAUCUCAAGCUGUGUGCUGGCAGCACAAUUCAAUCACAGCAUAGAUGAGGCGCAGUUUUGUCCCAGCACUGGUAGCUCGCUGAAUUUAAGCUACGUAGUGCCAGUGUCGCGUUAUUUGCACGCAGCUAGCCUGGAGCUGCACUUUAGCGCCAACAAGCCGCUGCAGUGGUCCAUUUGCAACGAUGAACAGCCGUCCAAGUCAAGCGCAGGUGCACAGCUUGCCGAGGAUGAGGAUGAAGCCGCGCCCAGUAGCUGGCUCAAGGUGCUCAAGCAACAGGGCAACAAUAAGCUGAUACUCGCCUUGGAUAUGCCCACACGUGGUUACUUUUUGCGCGAGUUUAUGCUGCGCGCCAGCACUGAUCUGGAACAACAAAAACUUUGCGAUGACAAUGCGCAUGUUGCCAACCCUAUACUCCAGUACAACUUUAGCAUUGUAAGAGAUUGUGAUUAGUUAACAAUUUUUAAUUUAUGGCACGCUUGAUGGACGACUUGAUGAUGAACAGUAGCUAAAAUAAACCAAGCAUUAACAUUUAU
Drosophila busckii is the source of this 4629-nucleotide messenger RNA. RefSeq lists its product as uncharacterized. Gene Ontology annotation, biological process: protein autoprocessing; positive regulation of DNA-templated transcription. Lineage: Eukaryota; Metazoa; Arthropoda; Insecta; Diptera; Drosophilidae. Gene Ontology annotation, molecular function: sequence-specific DNA binding; DNA-binding transcription factor activity. The record is from RefSeq and is a predicted model, not a curated record. Gene Ontology annotation, cellular component: nucleus; endoplasmic reticulum membrane. The transcript has 9 exons. Bases 218 to 4546 code for a protein of 1442 amino acids.